This is a messenger RNA of Nelumbo nucifera (sacred lotus), 1079 nucleotides long. RefSeq names its product mitochondrial fission 1 protein A-like. Gene Ontology annotation, biological process: peroxisome fission; autophagy of mitochondrion; mitochondrial fission. Gene Ontology annotation, cellular component: mitochondrial outer membrane; peroxisomal membrane. Gene Ontology annotation, molecular function: protein binding. The record is from RefSeq and is a predicted model, not a curated record. NCBI's taxonomy places the organism in Eukaryota, Viridiplantae, Streptophyta, Magnoliopsida, Proteales, Nelumbonaceae.
GCCGAGUCCCGACCUACGAAACAACUGGGCGUCUGCGGAUUCGAAUGCAAAAAAUCAACAAAAUUUAUGUUACGAGUUUAAUUGUAGGAUUAUUAUGUUUUGAGUUUCGUAGGAGUCAAUUACUUAAAACCCAAGUUUUAACUUCUCGCCCUUAUCACAUUUCUCUGGCUGGCCAAGACCAAGCGAUACAAAACCUAUAGAUUGAAAGUGGAUGAAAAUUUCUGAAAAAAUUCCUUUGUGCGGUUGAAGCUUUGUUGUUGUUGUUCUUCUCCUUCAUUAUCUUCGUUUUCGUUUUAUUGCGGUAGCCAUGGAUGCUAAGAUCGGCAAAUUCUUUGAGUCCGUUGGAGCAUUUUUCAGUGGUGGAGACAACAUUCCUUGGUGCGAUAGGGAUGUCAUCGUGGGUUGUGAGAGAGAAGUUUCUCAAGCUGAUGGUGUCUCAGAAGAAGCUAUGAAUGAGAGCAUCAUGCGGUUGUCAUGGGCCCUUGUUCACUCAAGGCAACCAGAAGAUGUGCAACGUGGGAUAGCCAUGCUUGAAGCUUCUUUGUCCAGUACAAGCAGCCCUCUACAAAGGAGAGAGAAGAUUUAUCUUCUGGCUGUAGGACAUUACAGAAGUGGUGAUUGUUCGAGGAGCAGGCAACUUGUGGAACGAUGUUUGGAGAUUGCACCGGAUUGGAGGCAGGCCCUUACCCUGAAGAAGGUUAUUGAAGAUAAAAUUGCUAAAGAUGGCGUUAUCGGCAUAGGCAUUGCUGCAACUGCCGUGGGACUUCUGGCAGGUGGGGUUGCUGCAGCAUUAGCGCGUAGGAAUUGAUCAAACCUCCGGCAACAUAUGUUCAUAAACCACUGAAUCCUUUUGCCUGUCCAAAUUUGCCCAACCAUUAAAUCAUGUUUCAUCAAACAUCCCCUUCUGUCUUGUAAGGAUGUUGAAAAUUUCAUGAUACGGAGUUCCUAAUAAUGUGUAAGAUAACAUGAGACAAUAAUGGCUAAAGUUUUUCGUGGUUUUCUUAUUAUUUAUAUUAAUCAGAUUGGUAGUUAUUUUCCUUUCUCUCCACAUGUAUGAAUGAAAGUAUUUGGAUUUUGUA